UUAUUUUGAAGAUCCUGGCGGAAGCAGCGCGUGACUUUACUACUGUUCAUUGACGCCGGUACUUCAGCGGCCGAAGAACACAAACUACACUGACGAACUUGCAAGAAGAAGAAGAAGGAGAAGAAGAAGGAGAAGAAGAAGCAGCAGGAGAAGGAGAAGAAGAAGGAGAAGGAAGAGGUGACGUGCGUCGGAGUCGCCGAGGGUCGUCGUUCCCGCCCGUGCCGCGCCUGCGCCGGGCGCUCGCGCCGCCAUGUCCCAGCGGACGCAGCUGAGUCUGCUGCUGUGGAAGAACUUCACGUACAGACGGAGGCAGAAGCUGCAGCUGCUGGUGGAGAUCGUGUGGCCGCUGUUCAUCUUCGUCAUCCUCAUCGCCGUGCGCCUCAGCUACCCGCCGUACGAGCAGCACCAAUGUCACUUCCCCAACAAGGCCAUGCCCUCGGCGGGCACGUUGCCGUGGAUACAGGGCAUCCUGUGCAACGCCAACAACCCGUGCUUCCGCAGCCCCACACCGGGCGAGUCGCCGGGCGUCGUCGGGAACUUCAACGACUCCAUAAUCUCUCGUCUGUUUUCCGACGCCAAGAAGAUUCUUCUGUACAGUCAGGAUGACAAAAACUUGGACGGCUUUAAGGAGCUCGCCCGUGCCCUCAGAAAGCUCCAGAGCAGCAGAACAGGCUUCAAGUUGAAGCACUUCCUGCGGGAUGAGGAGACUUUGUCCAGCUUCCUGUUGAGGAACGCCUCCUUGCCUGCGUUUGUCGUGGACCAGAUCCUGGAGGCGGAUGUGGACUUGGAAAAGGUCCUCCUGAGAGGCUUCGGGGUCCGCCUGCGGGACGCGUGUCCUCGCAGGUCAGGGGGCCGAGGCGUGCGGGACUUCGUGGACAUCGCGGACCCCCUGGCCGCCGUGAUGGUGCAGGAAGUGGUGUGUCGCGCGCCGCUCGUGUGGCUCGACCAGGCCGAGCGCAACUUCCUGGACAACGUGGACUUCCUCAAACCCGUCCUGAGGGACGUCCGAUCGGACCCCGAAGCCAUCCAGGAUGUUUCUAUGGCAACCAACAAACUGCUGAACAGUCUUGGCUCCCUGGCCGUGGAGCUGGCCGGCAUGAAGAGCUGGAUGGACCUGAGGAAGGAGAUCAUCUUCCUGACGCACAACGCCACGUCCUCGCCCAGUGCCAUGUACCAGGCCGUGUCGCGUAUCGCGUGCGGCCACCCGGAGGGCGGCGGCCUGCAGAUCAAAUCUCUCAACUGGUACGAGGACAGCAACUACAAGGCGCUCUUUGGGAACCACAACAGCAGCGAGGACGACGCCGCGCAGCACUACGACAACUCCUCCACUCCUUACUGCAACAGUCUGGUGAGGAACAUGGAUUCCAAUCCCAUGUCCAGGAUGAUAUGGGAAGCUGUGAAGCCACUGCUGAUGGGGAAAAUCCUCUACACUCCCGACACUCCUGCCACACAGAGGGUCAUCCGUGAGGUGAACCGGACGUUCCAGGAGCUAGGCGUGUUCAGGGACUUGGAAGGAAUGUGGAAGGAGAUGAGACCCAAAGUUUGGAACUUCCUGGAGAACAGCGACCAGAUGAACCUGAUCCGGUCCCUGCUGAAAAUCAACGUGACCGCCAACUACUUCCACGCUCAAUUGGCCGACACCGACUGGACCGUGGCCGACGUCUCCGACUUCCUGUCCAGGCACGCCGACCAGCGGCCACUGACGAGCGGGGCCCUCACCUGGAGAGACGUCUUCAACGAGACCGACCAGGCCGUCACCAGCAUCUCCCGCUUCAUGGAGUGUGUGAAUCUGGACAAACUGGAGCCCGUCUCGACUGAGGAGCGCAUGAUCAAUGAGUCGAUGGUUCUGCUGGAGGACAGGAAGUUCUGGGCCGGGAUCGUCUUCCCAGAUGUCGCCGCCAAUGCCACAGAGCUUCCCCCCAACAUGAGCUACAAAAUCCGCAUGGACAUCGACAACGUGGAGCGGACUAAUAAGAUCAAAGACGCUUACUGGGACCCGGGUCCUCGCGCUGACCCUUUUGAAGACAUGCGGUACAUCUGGGGAGGGUUCUCCUACCUGCAAGAUGUCAUCGAGCACGCCCUUGUCCGAGUCAUGACUGGCACCAAAGAGAAGAUGGGUGUCUACAUCCAGCAGAUGCCGUACCCGUGCUACGUGGACGACAUCUUCCUGCGGGUAAUGAGCCGCUCCAUGCCGCUCUUCAUGACUCUGGCCUGGAUGUUCUCCGUGUCCAUCAUUCUGAAGAGCGUGGUGUACGAGAAGGAGGCACGUCUGAAGGAGACCAUGAGGAUCAUGGGAUUAGACAACGGCAUCCUGUGGUUCAGCUGGUUCAUCAGCAGUCUGAUUCCUCUGCUCAUCAGCGCUGGACUCCUGGUGCUGAUGCUCAAGAAAGGAAACUUGCUGCCGUACAGCGACACCGGUGUGGUCUUCCUCUUCCUGGCAUCUUUUGCCGUGGUGACCAUCAUGCAGUGCUUUCUCCUCAGUACGUUAUUUGCUCGAGCGAAUUUGGCUGCUGCCUGUGGAGGAAUCAUCUACUUCACACUGUACUUGCCCUACGUACUCUGCGUGGCCUGGCAGGACCACAUCGGGUUUGGCACCAAAGUCUUCGCAAGCCUCCUGUCCCCUGUGGCUUUUGGGUUCGGCUGCGAGUACUUUGCUCUGUUUGAAGAGCAGGGCGUCGGCAUCCAAUGGAAGAACCUGGUGGGGAGUCCCCUGGAGGAAGACGACUUCAGCCUCCGUACUGCCAUCAUCAUCAUGUACUUUGACUCCUUCCUGUACGGGCUCCUCACCUGGUACAUCGAAGCCGUCUUUCCAGGUCAAUACGGGAUUCCUCGGCCGUGGUUCUUCCCCUUCACCAAGUCCUACUGGUUUGGAGACGAGGAUAACAAGUCGAACAAAGUCCCUCUGAAACACAAAGGAAACCCCGGUGCGGUGUGCAUGGAAGAGGAACCAGCUCAUCUUGACCCUGGCGUCUACAUCGAGAAUCUGGUGAAGGUUUACCGGCACGGAAGGAAGCUGGCGGUGGACGGACUGACGCUUGGCUUCUACGAGGGACAGAUCACCUCCUUCCUGGGACAUAAUGGCGCAGGAAAGACCACCACCAUGUCCAUCCUCACCGGUCUGUUCCCACCCACCUCCGGUACCGCCUACAUUCUGGGUCGAGACAUCCGCACGGAGCUGAGCGCCAUCCGGCAGAGUCUGGGUGUCUGCCCUCAACACAACGUCCUCUUCAGCAUGUUGACGGUGGAAGAGCACAUCUGGUUCUACGCUCAACUCAAAGGCCUGUCGGAGGAGCAGGUGAAAGGCGAGAUCGAGCAGAUCCUCCACGACACUGGCCUGCCACACAAACGCAAGUCCAAGACCAGCACGUUGUCCGGCGGCAUGCAGAGGAAGCUGUCUGUCGCUCUCGCCUUUGUCGGGGGUUCGAAGGUGGUAAUCUUGGACGAGCCCACGGCCGGAGUCGAUCCCUACGCUCGAAGAGGAAUCUGGGAUCUGCUGCUGAAGUACCGGCAGGGACGCACCAUCAUCCUGUCCACGCACCACAUGGACGAGGCCGACAUCCUCGGCGACCGCAUCGCCAUCAUCUCGCACGGCAAGUUGUGCUGCGUCGGAUCGUCGCUCUUCCUCAAAAACCAACUGGGGACGGGCUACUACCUGACCCUGGUCAAGAAGGACCCCGAACCCUCGCUCAGCUCCUACAGGAACUCGUCCAGCACCGUGUCCUUCACCAAGAAGGACGAGAGCGGUUCCGUCAGCAGCAGUGACGCCGGACUGGGCAGCGAACAGGAAAGCGAUGCCGCCACCGUCGAAACCGGGAAGGCGGCAUCGGCGUGCGACGUGCCCCUCCCGCCGGUGGAUACGUCCCAGGUGUCGGGCCUGAUCCUGCGCCACAUCCCCGCCGCCCGCAUGGUGGAGGACCUCGGACACGAGCUGACCUUCGUCCUGCCGUACUCGGCCGCCAAGGACGGAGCAUUUGUGGAGCUUUUCAGGGAAAUGGACGAAAAGCUGAGCGACUUGAACAUCUCCAGUUACGGCGUGUCCGACACCACCUUGGAGGAGAUUUUCCUGAAAGUGGCCGAAGAUAACGGCGUGGACACAGACGUGCCCUCGGACGGCACGCUUCCCGUCCGGCGCCGACGACGGACUCAUGCCUUCGGAGGAGGCGACCCUCAGAGUUGCCUGAGACCUUUGACGGACGAGCACGACGACGACGACGACGGCGGCGGCGACGCGUCCGACGUCGAUCCCGAGAGUCGUGAGACGGACCGGUUGAAGUGUGUCGGCGGGAAAGGGUCGGAGAAAGUGAGCGGCUGGAAUCUGAGGAAACAACAAUUUGUGGCGCUCAUGUGGAAAAGAUUUCUUUACGCCCGACGCUCCCGCAAAGGUUUCUUCGCCCAGAUCGUCCUUCCCGCCGUCUUCGUCUGCAUCGCGCUCGUCUUCAGUCUCAUCGUUCCUCCUUUCGGGAAAUAUCCCAAUUUGGAGCUGCAGCCCUGGAUGUACGAAGACCAAGUCACCUUCAUCAGUGACGACGCGCCAGGAGACGCCGCCAUGCAGAAAUUGCUGACUUCGCUUUUGGACCCGCCUGGACUGGGGACACGCUGCAUGCUGGGACAUCCCGUCCCCGACGGGCCGUGCACGAUGGGCGACGAUGACUGGAGCGUCCCGGAGGUCCCGGAGAGCGUCCGACGAAUGUUCGUCUCUGGAAACUGGACCAUGGAGGACCCGUCUCCCGCCUGCUCGUGCAGCUGCGACGGCAGGAAGAAGAUGCUGCCCGAGUGCCCCGCCGGAGCCGGGGGAAUGCCCCCGCCCGAGAUGAAGGUGAGUUCUACAGACAUGCUGCAGAACCUGACCGGGAGAAACAUCUCCGACUACCUUGUCAAGACCUACGCUCAAAUCAUCGGCAAGAGUUUGAAGAACAAAGUUUGGGUCAACGAGUUCAGGUACGGAGGCUUCUCAUUGGGCGCCAGGAGCACGCAGGUCCUCCCCCCGGCCGUCGAGAUCGACGACGCCAUCCGGCGCAUCCGCAAAAUCUUCGAACUGCAGAAGGGAGCUGCAGCCGAUCGAUUUCUCGACAAUUUGUCGGCUUUCAUCAACGGUUUGGACACCAAAAACAACGUCAAGAUCUGGUUCAACAACAAAGGCUGGCACAGCAUGGGCUCGUUCAUGAACGUGAUGAGCAACGCCAUGGUGAGGGCCAACCUUCCUCCCGGGAAGGACGCCGGCCGCUUCGGCAUCCGAGCCUUCAAUCACCCGCUCAACCUGACCAAGGAGCAACUGUCCCAGGUGGCGCUGGUGACGACCUCGGUGGACGUGCUGGUGUCCAUCUGCGUGAUCUUCGCCAUGUCCUUCGUUCCGGCCAGCUUUGUGGUUUUCCUCAUCCAGGAGCGCGUCAGCAAAGCCAAGCACAUGCACUUCAUCAGCGGCGUGCACCCCCUCCUCUACUGGAGCGCCAACUUCAUCUGGGACAUGUGUAACUACGUCGUCCCGGCAACGCUGGUCAUCAUCAUCUUCGUGUGUUUCCAACAAAAAGCUUACGUCUCCUCCACGAACCUUCCCGUGCUCGCUCUGCUCCUCCUGCUCUAUGGGUGGUCGAUCACCCCGCUGAUGUACCCGGCGUCGUUCGCGUUCAGCAUCCCCAGCACGGCCUACGUGGUCCUCACCAGCUGCAACAUCCUCAUCGGCAUCAACGGGAGCAUCUCCACCUUCGUGAUGGAGCUCUUCGGAGACCACGAGAUCGGCGGCAUCAACGACAUCCUGAAAAACGUCCUCCUCAUCUUCCCGCACUUCUGUUUGGGCCGAGGCCUCAUCGACAUGGUCAAGAACCAGGCCAUGGCCGACGCCCUGCAGAGAUUUGGAGAGAACAAGCUACGGUCUCCUCUGGAGUGGGACAUGGUGGGCAAGAAUUUGUUUGCAAUGGCGGUCGAGGGCGUCGUCUUCUUCAUCGUCACCCUCCUCAUACAGUCCAGAUUCUGCGUCGAACCCAGGCCCAUCGGUCGUGUGGCCAAACUGGGAGUUUUGGGAGACGAAGACGAGGACGUCGCUCGCGAGAGGCAGCGGAUCGUACACGGACUCGGACCCGGACACAUCCUGGAACUCCGACAACUCACCAAGGUGUUCAAAAGGAAACAGAAACCGGCAGUCGAUCGACUUUGCGUCGGAAUUCCUCCCGGAGAGUGUUUCGGCCUGCUGGGCGUGAACGGCGCGGGAAAGACGACCACCUUCAAAAUGCUGACGGGCGACACCGCGGUGACCGGCGGGGAGGCCUUUCUGGCCGGGAAGAGCAUCCUGCGGGAGCUGGACCAGGUCCACCAGAACAUGGGCUACUGUCCGCAGUUCGACGCCGUCAACGAGCUGCUGACGGGCCGAGAACAUCUGGAGCUCUACGCCAUCCUCAGAGGCGUUCCCGGCGAGGAAGUGUGCGACGUGGCCGAGUGGGGCAUCAGGAGGUUGGGCCUGCUCAAGUACGCCGACAAAGCCACAGGAAGUUACAGCGGCGGCAAUCUGCGCAAACUGUCCACCGCCAUGGCGCUCAUCGGAGCGCCACCCGUCGUCUUUCUGGACGAGCCCACCACGGGCAUGGACCCCAAAGCCCGCCGAGCGCUCUGGAACUGCAUCCUCGGUGUCAUCAAGGAGGGACGCUCCGUCGUGCUCACCUCGCACAGCAUGGAGGAGUGUGAGGCGUUGUGCACCCGGAUGGCCAUCAUGGUGAACGGCAGGUUCAAAUGUCUCGGCAGCGUCCAACAUUUGAAGAACAGGUUCGGCGACGGAUACACCAUCGUCCUGCGCGUGGCGGGGCCCGACCCCGAUCUGGUUUCCGUCAUGAAGUUCAUCGAGAACGAGCUGAGCGGCAGCACGCUGAAGGAGAAACAUGGAAACAUGCUGCAGUACCAGCUGCCGUCCACACGGGGCUCACUCGCGCACAUUUUCUCCACGCUAGCCAACAACAAGCAGGCCCUCAACAUCCAAGACUACUCCGUCACGCAGACCACCCUGGACCAGGUGUUCGUGAACUUCGCCAAGGAACAAAGUGACGAUUAUCACUCCAAAGACAUUUCCUCUUCCUCAACAAAGCGGCGCCGGGGCAGACCUCCGGUCCGAGUGGACCUUCCCGAGGCGGACCGGCCCGAAGAAAGCAUCAUGUGACCGCGGCGUGUGAUCACGUGACGGCGGGGUCACGUGAUUUCCGGGGGGGGCGUGGCCUUCCCGCUCGGCAGAAGAAAAAAACUUGAAGCGGUGCUAGCGCAUCACCGCCUUUUUUAAUUUGUCGAACGGUCUCGCGCCGUCCGUGUUGAUGAAGAUUCCAAACAAUUUCAAAUCAGUUUCCUUUGACUUUAUUUAUGGUUCUUCCACUGCGAAUCAAAGUGUUGAUUAUUAGUAUUAUUAUUAUUAUUUGUUUUUUUAAGAAACAAAAAUGUGUGAAAAUACCUCACUGUUUUUCCUUUAAAAAAAGAAAUAAAUAAAUAACUGCCACUGAAAACAUUCAAAUCAAACAAA
This is a messenger RNA of Phyllopteryx taeniolatus (common seadragon), 7492 nucleotides long. RefSeq names its product phospholipid-transporting ATPase ABCA1-like. The transcript is spliced from 49 exons. The record is from RefSeq and is a predicted model, not a curated record. Bases 251 to 7141 code for a protein of 2296 amino acids. Lineage: Eukaryota; Metazoa; Chordata; Actinopteri; Syngnathiformes; Syngnathidae. Gene Ontology annotation, biological process: transmembrane transport; lipid transport. Gene Ontology annotation, cellular component: intracellular membrane-bounded organelle; membrane. Gene Ontology annotation, molecular function: ATP binding; lipid carrier activity; ATP hydrolysis activity.